Messenger RNA from Dothidotthia symphoricarpi CBS 119687, 981 nucleotides. RefSeq lists its product as uncharacterized. Bases 74 to 496 code for a protein of 140 amino acids. The transcript is spliced from 3 exons. The record is from RefSeq and is a predicted model, not a curated record. NCBI's taxonomy places the organism in Eukaryota, Fungi, Ascomycota, Dothideomycetes, Pleosporales, Dothidotthiaceae. Gene Ontology annotation, biological process: attachment of spindle microtubules to kinetochore; mitotic cell cycle. Gene Ontology annotation, cellular component: mitotic spindle midzone; mitotic spindle; mitotic spindle pole body.
CAACAUCACGUUGCGACUUUGGACAGAAUACCGUUGUACCAAGCAGAUUGGGUAUAGAAAAGAGAGAAGAAGCAUGUCAAACUAUUCGCGCCCGCUCCCGACGCAUCCCCGCAACCAGUCCAUGGGCGGCUCGCAACAAUAUUCUCCUGUGCUACUGGCGCGCAUUGCAGAGAAGAAGGCCGAACUCGCAAACCUCAAAGACCUGCAAAUGCUGAGUGGAGGUUUGGCGGACCAGAUGCAAAUGUUGGCCGAGAAGCUCCAAACUCUUUCAGAUGGUACAGAAGCCGUCGCGGCAGUCCUCUCAAACUGGCACAACGUCCUUCGCGCAAUAAACAUGGCAUCCACAAAACUUCCCAAGCCCAAAGAAGAACCACAAGAAGAUUUGGAGAAAGAUACCGAGCCCAUACCACCACUGCCUCAAACACUAGUCCGCAUCCCUACACAGCACGCCCCUGCGCUCAUGGAGCAAGCCAGCGCAGCAGCUGCAACUGAAUGAGCGAGCGUGCAAGCGAGACGUGUUUUCUGACGCCGCGGGGCAUGCACCGAAUGGAAUGCGGAAGAAGAGCUGGACGAAGCGACUGGCUACGGCUAAUAUCGAGCGCCCUCCGAUUCGCGAGAAGCAGUGAUCGCUGGAGAUUUGAAUGCAUACGAGGGAAUUAUGCACUCCGGCCCAACGAUAAGGUACAGGUGAAGUUAGUCCGGACAUAUGAAAAUCUUUCAGGACAUCAAGCUGUGACUGGAAGAAAAGACUUUGCAUCAGGCAUGGAAGUGGAGUAGGAGGUAACAGUGAUUGAUAUGCUAGUAUAGGGUGAUUUGCGAGAGUGCAGAUGCAAUGCAUCUUGCUACAUAAUUCCCAAUCGCGUGGAUUGCCCACUGCAGUGAUGCGUCUACUAUCUAGCAUCGAGACAUUGAUGCGCCAGUUUUAGACUGUUUAAGUCUGUCCGUUCCGCUGUGCAAGUAAUGAUUUGGUGUUUUUUUUUU